CCAUCUUUCCCGCUUUAGUCGCCUGGAAGACUAUUCAUCCCUGCAAGGGGUUGCGCAGAUAUAUCAAGCGGAGAGGGGAGGGGAAGCGGUAUUGUUUCACGGGCGUCCAUUGUUUGUAUCUCUGUGGACAACCUGACUACUGUUAAUUCCAUACCUUUGUCGCCCGAUACAUAAAUGUUAGUCACACAUAUUGUGCACGUCGCAGGUAUUUAAAUCGACUUCGCAUCGGGCAUCAUCCCGAUUUCCAAUGGAGAGGCUCAUCCUCAUUAACGGAGAAUUGAUAUCGAAGAUGGAAAACAGGUAUCAAUGCCGCUUCGUCGAUGCCCCACGAUUUGGAUCGCCAUUCAUUCGAAUCGCAAUUCAUUCGGCCUUGAAUGCAUUACAAUUGUUCGCGUUGUCUUCGAGAUGCGGUAAAGCUGGAACGGGACGAGGGCGAAAUUGAUGUCUCUGGUUUGGUCGAGGAGUUACGACAAUGCGCAUACACGAGAUAUAGCGAAAUGAUAGAUACGGCGAAACAUACACGAGGAGUAGCCCACAGCAUCGGCUCAAUAUCAAGGUACUUCAAGGAUCUGUAAAGGGGUAACGACGGAGAUCUGCAUACGAUCUAAAUCUAAAAAUCUAAAUACGUGCCCCGAACGAUACAAAUUUUCUUCAUGCAACGCUCCAACUUUAUAAUCUAUUAUAUCGACCGGAGUAUAAAAUUCUGCGACGUGAAGUUAAGUGUUCAUUUCUUAAAAGCUGUGCGAUCAAUAUUCAUUAGGAUGCUUUCGAAUGUAUUAGCGUUGCUCUCUGAAAUUUUUCGCAGUGUAGUACGCAAAGUGUAUGUAAAUGCCACGUCGGGCGAUAGACCGCGAUACUUGGGACAAACCGUCAGCAAUUAUGCAGUGCACACAGCGUAUCAUCCUUUUUGCGAAAGAAACGUGCUAUUUUUUUCCGUAGAAUAAUACACGCCGCUUCUAUACAAACGUUAUUGUCGUUCAUAAAUGCAUAAAUGUCAACGCGGAAGAGAAUAUAAGAUAAGCACAGAUUUGAGAUUACGUACUUCGCUCUCCGGCAAAGCUAAUUGCAAGUUGCAUACGCGCCGUGUUUGAUAACUACUUUUCAGAACUCGUAAAAAAAUUCCAACAACUCCCGAUCAUAUUUUCACCAUGAAAAUGUCGAUGAGCAAUACGCGCGAAGUAAAAAGAAAAAAACUUGAUAUGCAAAGUGCUAUUCUUCGUCACAGCGGGAAAGUUAAAAUAUCUGCAAUGGCUGUCUGAUCACCUACGCAUCGAGCGAUGAUUUCAGCAAGGACAAAUGCAACGCGUUCGACAUGAAGUCAUACGCCGCAGUCACCGGCAAGUUCGUGACUUGACAUGAAAAUUACAAUCUUGACCUUAUUUAAAUGUAGCUGAAAAAUUUCUGACAAAUCGAUCCUGAAGAAUGCAAUACGAGUCAGACUGAAUGAAUUUUCGUCAGGGGAAAGCUCGUCGAGUAUGAUAGAAAUCUCACGCGAUAGAGAUCUCUUACGCGAAAUAUUCCAAAAAUAAUUUCAUCGAAAUUGCCUAGCUUGUGUGAAAUAAGAAGAAAGGCGUGCUUAAUUGAGAUCGAUCGCGCGAGAUGUACAAUAAAAUUCAUAGCGUAUAAUGUAAAACAUGCCUCUAAUCGGCAUUGCCGUGUACGCCGCCGGUUCUCUCUCGUGCGCGUCGUAAUAUCUGCAUAUCGUUAUCUGUUCCUCGACCGCGUAACGGAUAUUCGCACGAAAGUGUACCGAAGCGCGAUAGUCGAUAUCAACUUCGCCGACAGUUACGUACGACUAGCACGAGUAAAUAGACGGGACAGUUUUGGCGCACGAACUUGACGAGCGAGAUGCAGCGAUACCUCGUGCGAUAUACAGCAAGUAUCGACAACUACCGGGGUGUUUACGUUCUUCAGCUUAUGUACACGGAACCAAACCUGCGGUUCUUAACGGGCGUACAAGCUGCUUUCUAAAGGCAUCGCGUGUUUCGUAAACGAAUCAACCCCGAAGGACGACCCCGGAAUUAUUUAAAAUUUGAUAGAUGCAGAUGCAUGUAAUCGAAACGGAUAUUUUUUUUUAGAAGAAUUUCGGGAUGAUAUGAAUACCAAGAAGUUACGAUAGCUUGCGCGAACUUUCGAUAUCGAUGGCGCAGCUUAAAGAAACAAUUCGAAGAACAGAACGCCCAAGCUGUAAGAUAAAACCCGAGGGAGAAGCUUUUGUUCGAUGACAGUUCAGAGGUACACACGAAGAUGCGGAUGUAAUACAUAAAAUAUAACAAAUAUAAUUGAAUUUAGAGAAAUUGCGGCUGACUCUCUCAAUGCGGUGAACGCUGCCUCGCUGCUGCCGCGGUGGAACCCUCUACAUUUUGACAAAUUGGUAAGAAAAUCGAUUAUUUGAGGACAGCAAGUACACUUCGGAUCUGCAACACGAUGUCAAACACUGGAGCAAAAAUGUUUGCGAGGAUAACAUUUUAUCCAUCCUUGUUUUACAAUGUCGUUAUGGAAAAGAUCACGACUCGAAAUUGGUAUGACAGAAUAGACGAAACUGUUAUAUUGGGUGCCUUGCCAUUUCGGCGGAUGACAAAACAGUUAAUUGAGGAUGAGAAUGUUAAAGCUGUUGUAUCCAUGAAUGAAGACUAUGAACUGUAUUUAUUAUCUAAUACAGAGAAGGAGUGGCGGAUGCAUAACAUAGACUUUCUGCAAUUGUCUACAACGGAUAUUUUUCAAGCACCUUCACAAGAAAAAUUGCAGAAUGGUGUGAACUUUAUUAAUAAAUUCCGCAAUGUAUCAACUAAAAAACUAGGUGAAUCGGGUUUUGUUGGUGAUAAGAAUAAUCCUGGCACGGUUUAUGUUCAUUGUAAAGCCGGAAGAACAAGAAGUGCAACAUUGGUCGCAUGUUACUUAAUAAUAAAAAAUAAUUGGACGCCUGAAGAAGCAGUAAAUCAUAUGCAAAUGAAGAGGCCACAUAUAUUGCUCCAUAUAGCACAAUGGUCAGCACUAAAGCAAUUUUAUACGAAACAUAUACAAUCCAAGUCAUAAUUGAAGCCUAAUUUAAAUUUAAAUGUAAUUAAAAUUUAUAUAUUGUUAAUCAAAUUAUUUAUAUACGUGGAAAUGUAUAAA
Linepithema humile (Argentine ant) is the source of this 3117-nucleotide messenger RNA. Lineage: Eukaryota; Metazoa; Arthropoda; Insecta; Hymenoptera; Formicidae. The record is from RefSeq and is a predicted model, not a curated record.